Molecule: messenger RNA, 1689 nt
Organism: Microthlaspi erraticum
Lineage: Eukaryota; Viridiplantae; Streptophyta; Magnoliopsida; Brassicales; Brassicaceae
Source: the annotation of a GenBank genome assembly
AUGGCCCACUCCAAGCAAACCAAUCGCCGUCGUUCCUCCUCCUUAUGCCACCGUCAUCCUUCCGCUAAACCCACCAGCGGUUUCUGCGCCUCCUGCCUCCGUGAACGCCUCGUCACCAUCGAGGCUCAGUCUCCAUCUUCCCCCGCCGCCAUUCAGACCCCUGAGCUCCGCCGCAUUCGAUCCUACUCCGUUCGAAACGCAUCCGCCGCAUCCGUUUCAGAGCAGCCGAGACGGAGAUCGUGCGACGCCAGGUCAAGCGCGAGCUCUCUCCACGACCUGUUCGUCGAUGAUGACGAAGAACGGCCUGAUAGCUCGAUUCGUAAGCCUCUGGUCCCGGAUUUGAAAGAGGAGGAAGAAGACGAGGAAGAUUACUACGACGGAGACGAUAUCAAAGGUUUUGAUGAGGAGAAACCGAUGAAGAUCGUUGAAGAAGAAAUCGACAAUGGAGAAAGUGGAGAGCACAAGACGAUGAAGGAGUUUAUAGAUCUGGAUCGGGGAAACCAAAUCAGGAAGCACAACGGCAAAGAUUUAAAGGAGAUCGCGUCGGUUUUCAGCAGGAAACUGAAGAGUUUCUCACUGAAUCAUCAGAAGAACAAGCGAAAUGACGGAAAAUUAGAUGCUAGAUUCGCCGGAAUUGGGAUUGGCCGUCGCUCGUGUGAUUUUGAUCCUAGAUUAUCUCUCGACGGAGGUAGAAUCUCGUUCGAUAAACCUAGGGCGUCAUGGGAUGGGUGUUUGAUCGAAAAAUCAUACAGCAAGCUGACGCCAUUGUCUACUGUGACGGAAGAUGCUAAAACCUUACCGGAGAAGAAAUCAGACGGCGAAGAAGAAGAAGAAGAGGAGGAGAAGAGCCCAGGCGGGACAGUUCAAACGAGGAACUAUUACUCGGAUUCCCGUCGAAGAAGAAGCUUUGAUCGAUCGAUUUCGAUCAAGAGACAAGGAUUGCUCGAGGUUGAUGAAUUGAAAUCUAUCUCCAACGCAAAGGUAUCACCUGAAACUGCUGGGUUGUUUCAUGGCGCAAAGCUAUUGGUUACAGAGAAGGAGCUUCGGGAUUCGAAUUGGUAUUCGAUAAAAACUCACAAACCAGAGAGCGUGGUUGAAUUAGUCUCUAAAGGCAAGAUUUGUGUAGCUGCUAGUGAGAGGAAGCAGGAUAGUGUAGAGUUAAAGAAACCUAGAAAGAAAUGGCCAAAGGGAUGGAAUCUCUGGGGGCUUAUACAGAGGAAAAACGAGACGAAGAACGAAAUCAAAACCGAGCAAAGUUUGAAACUCGAAGAGAAAGCGAUCGAAGGUUCUUUGGCUGAGUCUCUGUUGAAGCUUAGGAGAGUAGGUAAAGGAGAAAACAACGGUGGUGUUAGUGAGAAGCUUUUGAAAAGCUACAGCGUUAGCGCGAGAAAGUCUUGCGAUGGCUCGUUUAGUAGUAGUGCUGCUAUAGCCAGUGGCUUUGAAGGUGGAAGAAGCUCGUGUGAUGGUCUGUUUCAUGGAUCUAUGAACAGUGUUGAGGUUGGGAGAAGCUCGUGUGACGGAUUGGUUAAUGGCAUUGAGAGGCAACAAAGUCAUCAUCUUCACCAGAGAAAAGCAAAUGAUGGUACGUACGUCCGAGAAAACCUUGAUAAAAGUUUGUUUAGAUUCUAUUUGACUCCUGCAAGGAGCCAAAAAGCUAGCAAAUCCGGAAAGAGUAGGCUGAUGAAUUAG